Chaetomium globosum CBS 148.51 is the source of this 945-nucleotide messenger RNA. RefSeq lists its product as uncharacterized. Lineage: Eukaryota; Fungi; Ascomycota; Sordariomycetes; Sordariales; Chaetomiaceae. The record is from RefSeq and is a predicted model, not a curated record. The transcript is spliced from 4 exons. The coding region runs from base 1 to 945 and encodes 314 amino acids.
AUGGCUGGUGACUACAUCAGCCCCCUCCCCUUUGAGCCUGGCUCUCUCCAGACCCAGCACACCUACGGCGAUCAGUCCUUGGCUCCUCCAAGGCCAGAUAAUGGCAAAAAAAACCCCUCAACCCACCCAGGGGAACCGCCGCGCCCCAAUAUUUAUAAACUCCUCGCCAACAAGGAUCAUACUUGGUCGGGCAUCGUCCGCGACUAUGAUGACUGUCAAGAGCUUACUAGGCAGUACAUGUCGCUAAACGACAAAACGGGCGAUACAGACGUUGCAGGGUCAAAUGACUUUCCGGAAGACAAGAAAGCCCAGAAAGAACUUGCCCGGCAGCUCUUCGAGGCUAUUUUGGAAGUGGACCCCGCCGCCUCCGAGCACAUACACUAUAAGCCGAUACGGGAACUCAGCAACCUGGAGGUGGAGUUGCUUUCAUGGGAGCUUCUGUUCGCCACCCGCAGAGCGCAGGACGGCAUUGUGGGAUGGGCCAAGUGUUCGCUCAAGCCAGGUCAGAGGUACCAGAAGUGCAAGAACUUCCAGGAGCGCUUUGCGUUCGUCAAGGAAGGAUGCCGGCAUGCUGCUGGCUCCUUUUAUAACCCGGAUAACAGCAGCUCCGACCUACGAGUGCAGACGGAAGCCAGGAAAGGGCCAUCAGUUUCUCGAGAUUCUCCUAAUGCACCUAACCCCACCGAAGAGUCACUGGCAAACCUGGGACGACCACUCACCCCAUCGGCUCACCAAAUGCCUACCACGGGCGCCGCUGAUGUUGGAUGCCCGGUUGCUCAACCCAAUCCCGCUGCUUUGGUCUACCCACCAACGGCUUUUUCGCGGCCGCCACUUGCCUGCGGACCGCCAGGGCCUUCCAUGUCGCAGGUUUUCGAGGAGGUAUUGAGCGAUUCCGAGGGCGUCGAAUCCUGGGAUCAGUGGGUGAACUUUGAGGUGGAUGCUUGA